Molecule: messenger RNA, 621 nt
Organism: Symbiodinium sp. CCMP2456
Lineage: Eukaryota; Dinophyceae; Suessiales; Symbiodiniaceae
Source: the annotation of a GenBank genome assembly
AUGAUCUGGAUGGUGCACCGUGCACACCUCGAUGAUCCCACUUUGACCGAUUUCGAUUUCAGCAACCUUCACAUGCCCCGCGGAGACCUUGAGGAGCGGAUAGCGCCAAAGCUGGCGAAGGCGAUGGCAUGGAACACCAACAUUCAGACCUUGUCGCUGGUGAACUCCAACUUGCAGAAGGCUGAAGGUGUCGUGCUCGCACAGUCUUUGAAAACGAACAAGACGCUGCUGCACCUCAACCUCGAGAAUAACUGCUUGGAUUCAGCCUCCGUCAAAGACUUGGCCACCAAUCUUAUGGAAAAUCCGAGCAGUAAAAUCGAGACCUUGCGCGUGGCGCAGCAGAAGCAGGUGGGCAACUCCUUUGGCAGGCCAGUGGAAGAGGCGUUUGGCCACUUGCUGGAGAAGAACGAAGCCAUCCUCAGGCUGGGCUUUUUUUGCAGCGAUGCGCACUGGCGCAACCUGAUCGAUCGGGCCGUGCUGCGCAAUAACGACUUUGCCAGGAGGCGGAGGAAGCGGAACAUGGGCGAGGAGGAGGAGGAGGUGCCUGCAGAAGAGAAGCCUCUCAGUCGACUUCUGCUGAAGACACCGCCUGCAAAGCCAGCCAGCGAGCUGCUUCCGGAG